CUCUUCUUCGCAUCCACCAACAGCGCCUUUCGGCCACGACACACACGGCCACACAUCAAGCACCAAUGUCAUUCUCCUUCCACACUGGAAACAUGAGCGACGUGGACAUGAUGUUCGACGUAGACCCGGUGCCGUUCGGCGACAUUGACAUCAGCAGUCCUGACGCGGACCUUGACCGCCACGAUUUGGACAUGUUGAUCAACCCCUCAUCCCACCACCUCCACACGAUUAGCGGCCCCGACAUUUUUCAGACCUAUCACCAUCACCAGCAGCAGCAUUCGAAUCAUCACAUGGUUCCACCGUCGGCUCCCGCGUACGGGUCCCAGCAGUCGACACGGGCAACGAACGAACCCAUCAAAGUUGAAACGUCCCGGCAGCAUGUGCCACCGUCCACAACCAACGGCUUCCGUCUCCCAUCUCAGAACAGUGGCGCAGUGUCGCCGCCCAGUUCGGAAACAUCCCGCUCGCAUCAUCAUUUCCAAACCGACGAGGAACUGCUUGCCCAACCAGUGGGGAGCCUCACCGAAGAAGAGAAAAAGCUGCGUCGACGCGCCCAAGUGGCCAAGUCCGCGCGCAAGCAUCGUAAAGGCGUCAAAGAGGAGCUGGAGAUGCUACGGCAACAAGUCAAGUAUUUACAGGAGCAAAUGGCCAUCAAAUGCGCCGUGGUCGCCGAAGACGACGCCGCGAGGAAGCGCCAAAAGGCCGAGAAUGGCGGCGUGUCACCCGUGGCCGCGGCCGCCGCUACGACCCCGGCGUCAACGUCCCCCCAAACGUCGUUUCAUCACAUUUACGCGCACUUGAACGCCAACGUGGACGACCGCCGCCUGGCUCUGAUCAACCUCGCGGACCGCACCAUGAGUCAUGCCGUGUCGAUGGUCAUGGCAGACCAGACGCGGGACUUCCCGUACUUUGACGUGUCGUUAAACAACCGCGGCCCCGACAUGCAAUUCCAACUCGUGCGCGGUAAGGUCAUUCCCGACGUGGACCACCGCACGUUGGCCUGUGCAUGUUGGAACUCGGUGUUGGACUUUUCAUUUGACAUCCAGCGGCGGUCGCUCAAGGGGCUGGUCGAGUACGAGAAAAUCAUGAACUUGGACGACGACACGAGGUAUGGCCGCAUCAAGAUGCCGAUCCUCAAGUCGAGCAAGAAGGACAAGCAGCUCAUCUUUAUGGAGUCGCUGUUCCUGGUGCGGCGCAAAAUAUAUGACAAGCACUCUGUGAUCAUGUGGAACUCGAUCGACCACGACGACUUGUUUCCAGAGCACGCGGACGGCAACACACUGCGCAACGUCGAAGUGGGCUGCGCCGUGCUCGAGCACAAGACCAUGCCCAACGGUGACAAGAGCACCAUCAUGCGAUGCGUCGUGAGGUCCAUGCCACCGGUGCGCGCGCUGGCUGAACCCCGCGGCAAAAUCAGCGAAGCGUUCUUGACCACGUGGUGUCGAUGCUCCGACUUUUUCGACGACGUGACCCGCACGGAGCUGCGCAAGUUUGCUGCCCGACAGACGACCCCCACGGUUACCCUCCAAAGCCAGUCGUAACCCUCUGAUAAUAUUAUUGCCAACCCCUUCUAAUUCA
Molecule: messenger RNA, 1578 nt
Organism: Aphanomyces astaci
Lineage: Eukaryota; Oomycota; Saprolegniomycetes; Saprolegniales; Verrucalvaceae
Exons: 3
Coding region: 66-1541 (491 amino acids)
Source: RefSeq, a predicted model, not a curated record